ACAACAUGUUUAAAAAUGCGUAAGUCGGUCGAACGGAUUUUCAAAUAAAUUUCAAUUAUGUGGGAUGAAGAAGUAAAAACAAAAACAAAAACGAACAUUUUUGUAAAAAAUCAAAGGCAGAAAUUCACAUUUUUAAGCUUAAACUUAAGAGCAAGUUUAAGAUUGGGUUUUGGGCAAAAAAGAACAUAUUAAGGAUAAUUUUUGCUUUGAUUGGAUAGUAGCCUUUCAUAUUAAUUCUUUUUUAGUUUCUUUUCCUUUGCAAAAAAAAAACAACAAUUUAUAAUUUUAAUUUUCGGUUAAAUUAAUUCCAGAUUCAGCCCAAAAGCAAGCUACGAAAUGUUUGUGCAGUCUUAAUAUUGCCAGAUUGACUAAAACUUAACAAGUGCCCUAGGUCUAAUAGCAGCGGUUCUCUUUCUAGUUAUCUGGCAACUAUAUGAAAUAAAUAGUGCUGUAUUUACACAUUUUACAACACUUAUAGCAACAGCUGAUUGGACUUAUCGAUAAGCAGGUAGUUUGAAAUAGUCGAUAGGCCACAACAAACGUAUACUUGUUAUCGCGUAUACGCACAAUAAACAAACGGUUUUUAAAUAUUAAGCAUACGAACAGUGGUACGAAAAAUAAAUUUUUACAAAUUUAAUUUAACAAAAACGUAAGUAAUGCAAACUAUAUAUUUUGUUUCCGAAAGCUUGUAUCUUUUUACUCUAUAAGUCUUAAUUUUGAUUUAUGUCAACAUAACAUAAUUUUAAAAAUUAAUAUAUUAUUUUUAAUUUCUCUUAUCUUUCCUAUGACUUCAGAUAGGAAACUGCUAAUUGAUAUAUGAAUAUAUACCAAUAUAUCAAAUUUUUUAACAAACUAUAAAAAAGAAUACAAUUUUAUAAAAAAAAUAACCUAUUUAAUAAAAACUUUGAAUUCACGUCUUCUUAAACAAUAUCGUAACGUAUAAAAUAUGAAAAUAUCGUAAUUUACCAACAAUCACUACGUUUAAGUAAAUUAAUCAAUGCUUUGCCUUUUGUAAUUACGCAUUUAGCCAGAUUUAUUUACCAAACGUACACAAAAAAAAAAAAAUAAAACGGUACAAACAAGAUCAGAAGAGCAGCUAAGAGAGAAAGAGAGUCGUAUUCAAAGAGAGCUCGAGUAGAGCGAGCCAGAGAGCACUUUCUGCGAUUUGGCAAACAUCUUUUUAGUUUGCUGAGAACCUCCGUUGAAAUCGGUUGUGCUGUGUUGUGCGCUGUUGUUAGCGUUGCGAGAAAUACCCGAAAUAAUAUUAUCACCUUAAAAGCGUCAGUCUAAACAAAACAAAAAUACGUAGCAUUGCCAAAAUAAUAAAUUAAAAAGGAAAACAAAACAGCAUAGACAGCGAGAGACCAAAUGGACAGACAAACUGUCAAUUGAAAACAAACAGUACAAUGAAGUUUUAUUUUUGGAUCAGUUGGACUCUCGUCAAGUAAAGGCAUUCUGUGCAGUGCAACUGAACUGAUCAAGGGAAAAACGCGUUCCCAUAACAAAUUUCACAAUAAAUUAAAGAUAUAUAUUAACUAUAUAUAGACCUUUUCAAUUUUUGGACUUCGUCCGAAGUGCUCACGUGACAUGGCCAAGUUAAUCAUAUUCUUCUUCUUCUUAUGGACUCACAAAUCAUUGGCUCUACCAAUCAUUGACAUAGAUAUCCUAGAUGACCCCCUAAUGGAAGUGUGCCCACCAUGUCUAGAUAAUCUUCCCACUUGCAGCAACUGGAUUGUCGAGGUGGAAAGUGGAAAUGGUCUUCCCGGUAGCUGUUGUCCGCGCUACGAAUGUCAUGAUGAAAAACCCGUUUGCAAUGGUUUCAAGAUGAGAUUCUAUAAGAACAGGUGCACCGUCUGUGAUCCUUGUGCACCGCUGGCAAUUCAAUGCAAAGAAAUCUGUCCAAUGGAUGAGCUUAUACCCAAUUGCCUAACCGAUAACAAUGAGUACAAGCAAAAUGGUGAUGUAUGGCUUGAAAAUAAUGGUUGUACAACCUGCACUUGCCUGGAUGGUAUAGUCUCCCGGACGUCGAUUCAAUGCAAUCACAAGUAUGCGUGCAGUAACCCCUUCCCGGUCAAGGGAAAAUGCUGUUUGGUUUGCCCAGAAGAACUGGAUGAUAGUGAAUUAACGAUGGGUGGCACAACCAGGGGACCUGAAAUGAUUGGGCGUAAUGAUACUACAGAGGAAAUUACUAUUAAAUAUAUUACCUCGACUCCGACAAGUGAAAUUACGACUCCGAUACCGUUUACAAACGAAUCAUCAAGUUUACCUACACCAAUAGAAAGUUCAUCUGCCAUCCCGGACACAAGUGAAUCCUUCAGUUCAACCGAUAAAACCACUUCAUCCACUGAAAUAUUUACGUCCACUCCGGAUACAAGCGAAUCCACCAGCGCCGUUUCAAGUUCUGAAUCCCCUGAAGAAAUUGCCUCAUCCGAAUCGCCAGAUCUCAGAAUCGUCACAGAAAUCAAUGAAACAUCUAGCUCCGAUUCUCCUCCAACUGAGACUGCCAAAACUCCCACAACAGAUGUAGAAACUUUCACUGAUUCAAUCACAACGAUUGAUGAACUUGAAACAUCAACAGAUGAUCGUAAUACCAAAGGCGAUUAUAACACGGAGAGCACCUCGGUGGGUAUUAAUGAUGUAUCCACCGAGAUUGUGUUAAUUGAUAAUAACUCCUCGGUGAUGACCGAUAGCCCCAUCACAAAUAAGCCAGAAGCUGUACCUCCUGAAUCCACCAGUCAGGUCAAGGAAUUCAACGAUACCACGGUCCUCCAUAUAACAUCUACUAACCAUUAUGCCGAUGUGCCUCAGGAGCAAAUCAAAACCGAUUCGACAUGGAUUUAUGUUAUAAUAUUUUUGAUAUUUUUUGCAGUAGGCGCUAUUUUUCUAUUUAUCCGAGUAUGUAAAAAUAGGAACCAUUUCGAGAGCAAAAAAAAUCAGGCGGACUCCACGGCUGCAGCGACUCCACAAUCCCGGGAGAGUGUUGCACUCUUGAAUCCGGUUCGAAAAUGAAUCGAAACUAGGGAAAACGAAGCAUAAGUUGUGAUUCCAUGCACAUAGAAAAUCAGAGUUCCAGAUUGCCAUCUCAGUUUGUCAUUUCGUUUUAAAAAAUAUUUACGAGGCACAAUAUUUAGAAAAACAAAUUUUAUGAGUGCAGAUCAGAAGUAUUUUAAAAUGAAAAGAUAUGUGUUUUCUCUGUGUGAUUUAGAUCCUUAUGCAGACUGAUUUUUGAUCUUGAAAAGCUUUCAUCUAGUUUUGUCUAGGGGAAAUUAUACCAAAAUAGUGAAAGAAGUCUACAUUUUAAUACUACUUAGGUAAAGAAAACUAACAUCGUCGUCAGUAAAAUUAUAUCGCAGAAUUUAAGGACAGACAUUGAAGGAAGCCAAGCCGAUCAAUUAACGACGAACCUAGCUGGCACAUUAGAAACAUACUUCAUGCGUUAGCACACAUUUUGAUCUUAAGACUAUGCUCAAAUCAAUAGUUAAAGCAAUUAGGGUAAGCAGUAAGACAACCUACGUUAAUGUGAUAGUUUUAAAUUAGCAAACGCGAGGAAACCAGCAUAAUUAUAAUUGGAAAGUAUUAGUAGGGAAAACUCUUUAGUUUGAUUGUUAAUUAUAAUUACCGUACAG
This is a messenger RNA of Drosophila eugracilis, 3626 nucleotides long. RefSeq lists its product as uncharacterized. Gene Ontology annotation, molecular function: protein binding. Bases 1588 to 3009 code for a protein of 473 amino acids. The transcript is spliced from 3 exons. The record is from RefSeq and is a predicted model, not a curated record. Lineage: Eukaryota; Metazoa; Arthropoda; Insecta; Diptera; Drosophilidae.